Penicillium concentricum is the source of this 1101-nucleotide messenger RNA. RefSeq names its product Clr5 domain-containing protein. Bases 1 to 1101 code for a protein of 366 amino acids. The transcript has 2 exons. The record is from RefSeq and is a predicted model, not a curated record. NCBI's taxonomy places the organism in Eukaryota, Fungi, Ascomycota, Eurotiomycetes, Eurotiales, Aspergillaceae.
AUGAAGACUUCCAUCUCGUCUGAUGUAUGGGAGAAGAAGAAGGCGUUGAUCUCCAAGUUAUAUAUGGAAGAAGAAUGGCCUUUGAAGCAAGUCAUUAAGCAGAUACGUACCGAUGAUUUCAAUCCUAGUGAAACUCAACUACGAAGCAGACUGAAGAAAUGGCGAGUAACCAAGCCAUCCCGUCAGACUCGGAAGAAGAGUCUGGCUGAAGCCUCUGGAGAAGAGCCAGACUUGGACAAGGAUGCGAAGCGCAAAGCAUCGAUCAUCCAAAGACCACUGCCAUCAUUACCGGUAGAGGCACCAACAGGCCAUGAAUGGCCCAUGACACAACCCAUCUAUGGGCAACCGUCCACCCUCCAACAACCUGUCCCAGACCAGGACCGGAAAUGGAGCUCUCCUAUGAUCCAACAACUCACCCCAAGCCCCGCCGGCGAGCAUAUCCUCGUCCCAGGCCGCGCAACAGCCGUCUCCUACCCAAAUCUCAGCCCAAUAACAACAACCUUCGACCACCCCCAUACUUCCCCAGUCGGCGAGGGUCUCAUGCUGAACACCACCUCAGCCCUGACCCCAUCCUACCCAGCCUACCCACUCUCACCAGAGUCGUGCCUCCCAAGCCCAGGCACAGCAACGACCCCCGGCGGCAUUGGCUGGCCACCCCGCGCCGUCUCAGUAGACUACGGCCUCAACCCAUCUCAGUGGUACUCGCUGCCCUUUGAAGCCAUUACCCCUCCCGCCUCCGUCCCUCAGUCCACAGCUGCUCCCAUGGCGCCUUCAGUCAACGGCUACCUCCCCCAAGCCCAGCUCUACCAUCACUACCAUCACUACCACAGCGAGGCACCAGAGUACCCGCAUGGCUAUGAUGCCAAGAACUGGAAGCGGGCUAUGUCGUUACAGUAUGAUAUGGCCGGUCACCUGGCUGCUCGGCCCGAGCACGAUAGGAAGCAUAUGAUCCCCCAUACACAGCCUCAUGAUCAGACGCAUACUAUGGCGGCACCGUCUCAUACUCAGUCUGGUGGGCCUCAUUCCGUGAUGUGUGCUCCGAUCAUGCCUUAUAUGGGCCAUGACCAUUAUGCGCAGAAGCCUCCGGGCAUUGGAUACUAG